AUGAACAGUAGGAAACACAAGUUGACUGUGGCAGGUCCACGCAGCAGCCUUUGCUGUGGCAAAAAUAGACAGGCUACUCACGGCGCCUGCCACAGCCUCAUUGUAGACCAGCGUGAGGUGGUGCGACUUUGGAUGAAAAAUCGAAGACCUACUAGAGAAUCGGCGAUAGGAGUUGAUCUGGCAAAGAAUUGGAAUUCUCAGUGGAGCGUGAGCGGGGGCAGUUUCAACCCAGAAGAUAGUAAUUACAUUGGCGUGGGACCGUUCUCCGAACCAGAAACUCGAUCCGUAUCACGAUACAUAGAAACUAUUGGGCCAAACCUUGCCGGCUUACUGUCCUUUAGAGCAUUUGGACAAAGGCUUUUGAUACCCUUCGCCCAUAGCUCUGAACCGAUGUAUAACUAUAACGAUAUGAUAACAAUUGGAAGACGUGCCAUGGGUUCAUUAGCUGUCAAAUACAAUACUCAAUACCUUGUAGGUACUUCCAGAGAUGUGCAUGAUGGUUCAACGGGCACUAUUGCUGACUGGACGAAACACCGUUUCAAUCCUCCAGUUGUGGCGACCUAUCAACUGCGGGAUACUAUAUGGGGCUACACAUUGCCAGUCAAUCAAAACGUGAAACCAAUUUCGAAAGGGGUGAAAUUUUGUGCAAAUAAAACUGUCGAUGAAACGGUACUGUACUUAGCGGAGUAUGUGAGCGUUUUGUCAAGCCCUCAAGAUAAGAACCAGUUGGAAAGUUUCCUGAAUAAAACUGACAUAAAAUUUGUUAUUACAAUACCGAAUAUUCAAGAGCUAAUCGACCGUGAAAAGGUUGCCACUUACACGAGGAGUGACUUAAGAAGUAUGACAUGGAACACGUACUACAAAAUGGAAGACAUCAAUGCGUGGUUGGACGAUUUAGUUUCGAGGUACCCGAGCAUCGUCACCCCCAUCGUGGGAGGCACGACGAUCGAGGGUCGUGAAAUCAAGGGAAUAAAGAUUUCACACGGGUCUGGAAGAAAGGCGGUAUUUGUUGAAGGCGGCAUUCACGCCCGGGAAUGGAUUUCGAUAGCCACCGUGUGUUACAUAACAAACGAAUUGCUAACGAACAACGACGCGGAGACUAGGGCGGCAGCCGUCGAUUUCGAUUGGUACAUAUUCCCCGUAACGAACCCGGAUGGAUAUAUUUUUAGUCACGAAGUGAACAGAAUGUGGCGGAAGAACCGCCGGCCUAUCGGGAACCAAUUCGGUGUUGAUUUAAAUCGGAAUUGGAAUAACAACUGGCUGGUCGCUGGUUCCAGCAGCAAUCCUGCAGCAGACAACUACGCUGGGAUCGGGCCUUUCUCAGAGCCCGAGUCGAGAACUCUUUCUACUUAUAUGAGAGGAAUAGGCGAUAAAAUAGACUUGUACCUUUCGUUUCAUUCUUUCGGCCACCUUCUAUUAUUGCCUUUUGGAAACACAACUCAACCUAUUGCAAAUUAUCACGACGCUAUGAACAUUGGAAGACGAGCAAUGGGAGCGUUAUCUGUUCGUUACGGAACUAAGUAUGUCACUGGGAACAUUGCUGAAGCUAUUUAUCUUGCGACUGGCGGUAGCAUUGAUUGGGUGAAAGAGCACCUCAACGUACCUCUGGUGUAUUGCUACGAGUUGCGAGACAACGGUACUCACGGAUUCCUGCUGCCAGCAGAACAAAUUCUUCCUAACAGCCAAGAGGUCAUGGACUCAGUUAUAGACUUGAUCCACCAAGCGAAACGAUUCGGCUACAUGAGCGGCGCGCCCGAUCUGAAAGCUUCAUUUUUGAUUGUCGUGGCCUUAAUAUCAUCAUUAAUAUUU
Iphiclides podalirius (scarce swallowtail) is the source of this 1809-nucleotide messenger RNA. The record is from the annotation of a GenBank genome assembly. NCBI's taxonomy places the organism in Eukaryota, Metazoa, Arthropoda, Insecta, Lepidoptera, Papilionidae.